This is a messenger RNA of Erythranthe guttata (spotted monkey flower), 1770 nucleotides long. It is a transcript of the gene AXR4, whose product is annotated as alpha/beta-Hydrolases superfamily protein. The record is from RefSeq and is a predicted model, not a curated record. Lineage: Eukaryota; Viridiplantae; Streptophyta; Magnoliopsida; Lamiales; Phrymaceae.
AAUAUUUGAAAACAAACUCCGACAAUAAUCCAUACUCGCCGCGGCCGCGCGUGGCUAAAAAAGGCUGAAGCUGCUUACUUUACUCUCCCACUACAUCUUCUCUGUUUAACUUCUAAUUCGCCAAACAAACCCUUAAAUCGAACCACCUUCAAGAAUGGCAAUCAUAACCGAAGAACCCGAUUCCCCAAACCCACAACUCCGCAAAUCCAAACCCAAACCCAAACCCGAACCCAAUAAACCCACCUCACCGCCGCCGCAGACACCGUCGACCUCCGCUCCCACCAAAUCCGCCGCCACCACCGCAAACCCAUUUCAAUUCUGGUUCUACUUCACCUUCAUCGUUUCAUCAAUCACAAUCUCCUUCAUUCUCCUCUCCUCAUUAUCCGAACAAGAUCCCCGGACAUGGUUCCUCAACCUCCCCACCACUCUCCGCCACCACUACGCCGCCGGCCGCACAAUCAAGGUCCAAACCGCCCCCAACCACCCCCAAGUCGAAGUCUUUUCAAUUCAACAAGGGCCCACUAACUCCGACAGCCACGUUCUCAUCGUACACGGCAUAGGUUGCAGCUCCUUCGCUUUCAAGAACGUCGUAACCACUCUAGGCAGUAAAAACGUACACGCAGUCGCAAUCGAUCUCCCCGGCUCUGGAUUCUCCGACAAAUCCACCGUUGUCGUCGAAGAAAAUCUCGGAAACAACGGCCCUUUUGGAGGAUUAUUGGAUGUGUACGAUGAAAUCAAAGAGAAGGGCCUCUUUUGGGGGUUCGAUCAGCUCGUCGAACAAGGGUUCGUCGAUUUCGAGGAGAAUAAGGUUCGUCCGACGAAGACGAAAGAAGUCGUUAAGGCGAUCGAAUUAGGUAGUGAAGAAAUGGGGAAAGUGUUGACCCAAGUGGUGGAUUCGAUGGGAUUAGCGCCCGUCGACUUAGUCUUGCACGAUUCGGCGUUUUCGUUGAGCGCGAAUUGGAUUCUUGAAAACCGCGCUCUUGUUCGAAGCGUUGUGCUUUUGGACACCGAUCCGAGUGGGGCCGCAUUUCCGAUUCGGGUGUUACAAAUUCCCGUUGUGAGGGAAAUCGUGUUGGGGUUUAGGUUUGCGUUCGAUAGAGUUGUUGCUAGUUGUUGUAUGGAAUCGGUUAGUGGUUACGAGGCGGACGCGCAUAGGGUUUUGUUGAAGGGGAGGGAUGGGAGACGCGCAGUUGUUGGAAUGGGGAAGAAUUUGAAUUCUAGUUUCGAUUUGUCCGAAUGGGGCGGUUCGGACGGUGUUAAGGGGCUGCCCGUGCAUGUGAUUUGGUCGGAUAAAUGGAGCGACGAGGGCCGUCGGAUUACUGACGCGCUUCCUCAGGCGACACUUGUCGCGCAUUCCGGCCGGCGAUGGACUCAGGAACUUAACGCGGAGGAAGUAGGUGAAAGCAUAUACGAGUUUGUUUCGUCUUUACCAAAACCCGCUAAACAAGCGGUGGAAGAACCGAUAGUACAUGAACAUGUAGAGAUGAAGUUUGAUGAAGCUACAAGUGGGGCCCACAACCACCACCACGGGCACGAUGGUCACGACCACCAUGAGGGUCAUGCUCAUGCUGGAUAUAUGGAUGCAUACGGUCUCGGCCACGGUUGGGCUCAGUGAUAUUAUUCUUUUUUUUUUGUUUUUUUUUUUAAGCAUGACUUAAUCGAUCGACUUAUUUGAUUCUUAUUGUUGUAAAGGAUUUGCUCAAACCUUUUUGUUUCCGAGUUAUUAUGAGAUUUAGCUUCCGCAACUUGGAUUUGUUUUGCUCUCUCUAA